This is a messenger RNA of Ictalurus punctatus (channel catfish), 3606 nucleotides long. It is a transcript of the gene ccnf, whose product is annotated as cyclin F. Gene Ontology annotation, cellular component: cytoplasm; centrosome; nucleus. The transcript is spliced from 17 exons. Gene Ontology annotation, biological process: regulation of cyclin-dependent protein serine/threonine kinase activity; mitotic cell cycle phase transition. Lineage: Eukaryota; Metazoa; Chordata; Actinopteri; Siluriformes; Ictaluridae. Gene Ontology annotation, molecular function: protein binding; cyclin-dependent protein serine/threonine kinase regulator activity. Bases 736 to 3054 code for a protein of 772 amino acids. The record is from RefSeq and is a predicted model, not a curated record.
AAUAAAAAACAUUUUUUUUAAAUUCAUAUUUAUUUAUUUCCCUCAACUUGAUGUUGCCCAUCAUCCUUCGUGUUGCCCAUCAUCCUUAGUGAAGCUCUUGGUCACAAAUAUCUUGGAUCACAACUUGACCACCUAUGUGGGUCUGAAAAUCUCCCCCAAAAGUUACACGCUUGUAAUAAGCCCCUGUGGAUAUUUUAUUAAUAAUCUACAUAUCUACAUAAAUGUCAUUAUUUAACGAUAUCUAUGCGGAAUCUUUAUCAGUUUCAUUUCCGGUUAACUUAUAAAACAUUUACAUUCUAUAGCUAACUCCUGAAGAGAACUAACACGGUUGCAGAAAUGUACGAAUGGACAAGCGCAAUUCGAAAUAGCAUCAUUCCGCCCAAUCAGCGAAGUGCUUUUAAUUAUUCAGAAAAUGAACCAAUCGUAGGACGACUUCUAGGGACGGGCAAAGCAGCGUGAGGCAGGCCAAUGCGUGGGCGUGAUCACGUUCUAACCAAUGAGCCGGCAAAGUUGAUGUUUAAACUGUUGCGCGCGGGCGGUGCUAAUCGCUUUAGGGGAGGAUCCACAACUUAACUGUGUGUGUGCGCGAAGUUAAACAGUACAAGUCUCUCGUUAAUGCUCAGUCUCCAACAAGUAGCACCAAAAAUUAAUUAAAAUCACUAUAAACGGUACAGUUUUAAUAGUGAUUCCCUUUGCGGAGUGUUGUUUGUGGCAGCGGAUCGAUCUUGUCUUGAAAUGAAAGCGGGCGUGUUACAUUGUCGAUGCCAUAAAUGUUCCUCGGUGCCUGCGAGGAAGCGGGUCCGAAAGCAGGUUUCCUCUCUGGGCCUCCUGUCUCUACCUGAAGAGGUGCUGCUUUGUGUCCUCCAGUAUCUCUCCGCCGAAGACCUGCUCGCCGUCAGAGCCGUGCACUCGCAUCUCCAUAAUAUUGUCGACAACAACUCGAGCAUUUGGGCUCGGGUCAGCUUCAAGGACCGCUGGCCAGCUCCGGACACUGUCUGGCUCUUUGCGAGGGCUGCAGAGAAAGGAAAUUUUGAGGCUGCAGUAAAACUAGGAAUUGCGUAUUUGUACAACGAAGGACCAUCACUCAGCGAUGAGGGCCGGGCUGAUCAUUGUGGGAAGAUGGCCGCCAGAUUCUUCACCCUGGCCGAGCGUGCACGCUCGCCGCUGGCCGAUCCCUUCAUCUGGCUCUUUAUCCGGCCACCAUGGUCUCCCUCUGGGAGCUGCUGCAAGGCCGUGGUGUACGAGCAUCUAAAAGCAGAGUGCGAGAGCAACUUGGGGAGGAGAGGAGCACUACUGCAUUGCCUGGCUAGAGUCCUUGAGCUGUCUGACGAUGAGGAGACACGCUCGGAAGCUCUUGCCAUGUUGGACGAGUCGUCAUGCUGCGGCAACGUGCAGAGCUCAUACCUCCUGUGGGAGAAAAAUCGUCACACGGCUAUUGCCGACCCCGGAAGGUAUCUGCAGUGUGUGCGCACGCUCCGGGAUUAUGCCGCCAAGGGCUGCUGGGAAGCUCAGUUGUCUUUAGCAAAGUCGUGUGCCAGCGGCAAUCCUCUGGGUCUGGAGCCUCGGGCCUGUGCCGACCUGGUGGCUCAACUCUUUGUUUCCUGUCCAUCACCUCCACGACGCUCUGACAGCCCACACAAAGAGGGCAUCAAUGACACCAUGAGGUACAUCCUGGUGGACUGGUUGGUGGAGGUAGCCACCAUGAAGGAUUUCUCCAGCCUGGCGCUGCAUGUGACUGUGGGCUGUGUGGACCGCUACCUGGCCCAAUGCUCCGUGCCCAAGGCUAGGUUACAGCUUCUGGGUAUUGCUUGCAUGGUUAUCUGCACAAGGUAUAUCAGUAAAGAAAUUCUGACCAUUCGAGAGGCUGUGUGGCUCACCGAUAACACGUAUCAGUACGAGGACCUGGUCAGGAUGAUGGGGGAGGUCAUCUCUGUGCUGGAUGGGAAGAUCCGAACUCCCACUCUGCUGGACUAUGGUGAGGUACUGCAGUCUCUACUGCCCAUGCAGCGCCGCACUGCUCAUCUCUUCAGCUACAUCUGUGAGCUGUCUCUGCUCUUCUCCCCCCUCACGAUACCUGCUCCUGCUCACCUCGCCAGUGCCACCCUGCUGCUCACCCGAGCACUGCACAACUACAGUCCUGUAUGGCCGAGUCAGCUGGUGGAGAGCACAGGCUUUACUAAACAGGACCUAGUGCCCUGUGCUUUGCUGAUCUAUAUCAAGUGCUUCAGCCAGGAUGUGCCAAAAGAUUACAGACAAGUGUCCUUAACUGGUGUUAAGCAGAGAUUUGAAAGUGACUCCUUCCAACAUAUAAGCAAAGACACUGUAAUGGACUUUAAAGAACUGUGUCAGGUGCUGGAGGUUCCAGAGGUGGAGCCCCAAAUUGAGCAUUCUAGUGCGAACAACCAAUCGGCAGACAUCCACACAUUCCUGUCUUCUCCAUCCAGCAACAGCAAGAGGAGAGAGGAUAGCAUGCAUACCCAUCGAGGCAGCUUUGUGGCCACUCCCACAGCUGAGCUAUCCAAUCAAGAGGAAACCCUUGUGGGUGACAUCCUAGACUGGAGCCUUGAUGCUUCCUGCUCAGGCUAUGAGGGAGAUCAGGACAGUGAUGGAGAGAAAGAGUGUGAAGUCUCUGUCUUCUCAGUCCAGCUACCACUGUGUGUGCAGUCUACUGAUGUCCUGCUGCACUGCAGUGCUCUUUCUAGUGAUGAGGACAGUGUGAGUGAGCCUUCUGCCUCCUGCGCUUCCUUUUCCUCCAAACGCCCUCUCCGUAUCAACCUCCACAGCUCAGGGUACUCUUCUGUCCAGAGCAGCAGUCCUUCCACUGCCUCUUCUUCCUCCCUGGUGCCCUGCCAUCUCUCCCCAGUCAGCCUGGCACCAGCGUCAGUGCCCGCCUCACCCGGCUUCCGUCUACUGGUGCCCAUGCAGAGACCCUGUGGCUCCACCCACCGGCAGGUGAAGAGGAAGAACACUGCAGCCCACAGUGGUGGAGAGAUGGAGAUGGAAAGAGAAGACUCUGAGAUCUCGGCCGACGAACAAGCUUUCCUCAGCUUGUGACGGAACAGUUGGCUCCAGCAGUCGUGUUUGAGAUUAAUGGUACCACUGUAACAUCAGUGUCUUCUGAGAAGCAAUCAAAUGGCAGCUUUUCAAAUCUUGUACAAAUCAUCGACUAUGUGCUUCUAAGGAAUCGCCAAAACAUACAUGGCUAAUAAUCAAUAAGAGUUCACUGGGGACGAGUUAACAUUAUGCAAAUAAAAGUUUGCUAACUGGCUUUACCAGCUUUCAUUCAAUGUUAGCUGUUCGUAUAUUUGGAUAAUGCGUCCAAUUAAGAGAAAGAGGGGAAGAACAACACUGAUGGGCCUGCUUGGAUCCUGUCUGCUUCACCAUGUCGUGGUGAAUUAUAUGUAGAAGACUUUGGGAACACCUCCUCUAAAGGUUAACUUGACGAUUCAUUUCCCAACAACUAAACCACUGGAAUUCUUGAAAAAGGUCUGCUUGUGAACCUGUGUGUCUCUGUGAGACCUGAGCCAACCGAGCAGACUAUUGCAACAACCUCAUUUCAUCCACCAGAGAAAAUCAAAGACCAUCUCAGAAUUUACAUUCAUAUGG